UGGAGUUCUUUGUGCCUCAAUAUUCUUUGCUUCGGCUCUCUUAAUUUCAUAUCAGCAGAAAUGACAAAAGUGUAAUCAACGAAUACAUGCGUAGAUAUAAUAAAAUUUGUAUGAAAAGAAACAUCAUUGAUCAUUCACAAUGACAAUUAAAUGUUAUCAGUGAAUUAAAACAAAAGUCCCUUAUCAGGGAAUUAAAAAGUGUGCAAUAAAGUUUACUACAUUAAAUUUAUUUUUCAGUCGGAAAUUGUGAUGAUAUGAUGCGACACAAUGUACGAGUGCAUCGCACUUUUGUUUGUAUUUUUAGGAUUAUUCAACAAUUUACAAAGUACUAAACUAAAUGGAACCGAAUUGUCUUUGCCAUUCGGCCCUAAAGCUAAAUUGUCAAUUGAACCACCAUUUAUGGCUGGUAUAGAAAAUAAAGUAAUAAUAAAAAAAACCAAUGAAUCUUUGAAUUUAACAUGCACCGUAGUACAACAGAAUGGAGAAAAAAAUGAUACCUUGUUUGAUUAUACUGUUGACUGGAAAUUACCUUCUUUAAAUGAUAAUUUCACUUCGAACUUUAAUAGAGGUAAUUAUAAAAAUAUGGCUUGGUUAUGGUUUGAUAGAUUAUCAGAAAGAGACUCUGGUAAUUAUACGUGCCAUGCAGUCACCUCAGAAGGAAUUCGCCAGCCCCAUAUUUCUGUCAAUAUUUUUUUAUCCGUGAAAAGUGUAAAAACAAUGCCUUCAUUUUGUGGCUCUCAAUGGUUCAAAUGUCGAUCAACAAAUUGUAUAAUGGCAAGGUAUGUCUGUGAUGGAAAAAAAGAUUGUGAAGAAGGUGAAGAUGAAAGUGCAGCAGCUGGAUGUGAAUCUGAUCCUUGCUUUGGAAAAAUAUUUUGUGGAGAGCGAUGUAUUCCUCCUGAAUGGUGUUGUGAUUAUAGAAAUUGUAGUACAACUUAUGGAUUACGGCCUUGGCCACCAGAAACUCAUGAAAUUAGUUAUGUACAAACAGCUUUCUAUACAGUCAUUGGAUGUGCAAUGGCAUUUAUGUUCAUUGUAACAAUAUUAGUGAUAGCAAUUUGUCGCGUGCAAAUAAAAAGAGCUAUGAAUAGUAGGUGGAAUCAAAGAAGUAGAGAUAUUUAUCGUCGUCAACCACGUUCAGUAUCACUAAAUAUGCCAAUUUAUGACGUUGAUGUGUAUUUAAAUAGAGCAGCUGAUAAUUAUCCACCAGGUGUAAAUAUUAUGUAUAAUAUAAAUAGUGGUGUUCAAUUUGUUGGUCAACCAGUAGAACCACCACCAUAUUCUGAAGUUAUAGUUACACCACCAAGGGAAGGACCACCUCCCCCUUAUGUAUCGUGUGAGAAUCUUGUAGAUCGAACUACAAUUUCAAGAAUGAUAACUGAUGCCUCACACACUUGUGAAAAUAUCAUAAUGCCACCGAUUCCGAAUUUUCAUUCAGUUCAAGGUCCUUUAGAUAUUUUAAAUCCUCAAGAUAUUUCUUACAAUCAUCAUUUAGCACGAACAUCUGAUAUUUCAAGUACUCAAAUAUUAGAAUCAAGUACAUCUACGACAAUAGUUGCUCGUGACGAACCUGAUCUAAGCUUAAGACCUUACGCAUCUCAAGCUUUUGACCUAGAAUAUGUUGAGACAGAUGCACUUUUAUCAGAAAACUCGAAAAAUGAUAAAAUUCAGAAUUCAAAAGAUAUAAUUUCCAAAUCAAACAUUCGACAAAAAGUUGUUAAGAGUAAACGAUUACCUCAGGAAUUUAGUAAUAAAGCGAAUGAUAGGACACGUAUCUCUUGCCAAACAGACGAAGAUUCAUCAAAUUUGCUUGUUGUGCAAGGAAAAGAACUACCUUCAAGAGAUGUUGAAAAUGAAGGAAUAUUUUUAGAAACUGAUCAACAAAAUGCAUGUUCUACGUCGACAAUUAUUUCAUCCCAAACUAAUUCUUCGAUUCUAUCAUCAACGAAAAGCUUGAAUAACUUAAAACCAGGUCCGAGUUCUUUUAAGAACAAGGGUAACGAAAAUAUAGAGUUACCUACCCAUAAUAUAAUUCCUAAACCAAGAGAUGAAGUAAAAAGUUAUCCGAAAACUUCAGAUAAUAUUUGUCAUGAUAAAAAUUCCUCUUUGCAUCCUAGUCAAGCUCAAAAUAGUGAAAAUUUAAAACGAGGAAAUACACUGAUUUAUGAUAAUGAACAGUCCAACAAGUCGAAUGAGUCUUCCAAUAUGUCAACCAGUGUUGUUGCUUCCGAUAAUGUCCGAGAUGUAGAUAAUGAUUCUAAUAAUGAAUUACAAGCUUCUGAACCAUUGAUUUUACCUCUUCGUGAGUCUUUUAUAGGUGUACAAAAAGGUAAUUAGAUUCUUACUCAUUAAUCUAUUUUCGAAACUUGAAAAAAAUUUUGGAAUACAAUGUUCAAAUAGAAUUAUUUUUGAACUCUUCGCAAUUUUUGAUGAACUUAAAAAUAUAUACAAUUUAUUCUUUUUAAUUGAUACUAUCAUUUUAAUUGCAAUGGGGUAAUUGUCAUUCAUAUUAAAAUUAUG
Chelonus insularis is the source of this 2517-nucleotide messenger RNA. RefSeq lists its product as uncharacterized. Bases 268 to 2334 code for a protein of 688 amino acids. Gene Ontology annotation, cellular component: plasma membrane. NCBI's taxonomy places the organism in Eukaryota, Metazoa, Arthropoda, Insecta, Hymenoptera, Braconidae. Gene Ontology annotation, molecular function: protein binding. The record is from RefSeq and is a predicted model, not a curated record. The transcript has 7 exons.